CAUACCGCGUGGGAAUUACGUGGCUGAGCUGUCCGCGGACCCUUCCCGGAAGAAAAGCACUAUCGCUGCUGACGUGGACAAUCAUCCUGAGCCGUCCGAUUUCAGUCGGGACGACGGACGGGUUAGAUUUUCAGAUUUUCGAUCUACAUCUGUUGUUUGUAUUGCGCUUUAAAUUGGAUCAGUGGGAAGAGAGAGGUCGUGCUUUGCAGUUUUCUGGGAGAGAAGAGGGCAAUCUUGAGCUUCAAAUCUCUUCCGGACUCUGCAUUUUUCUGUGUCUAGCUGCUGCCCUGCUCUUUUUGAGGUACUGCAUCUGCCCAAGAUGGAUACUUUUCUAUUCACAUCCGAGUCUGUGAACGAGGGACACCCAGACAAGCUGUGCGAUCAAAUUUCUGAUGCAGUCUUGGAUGCAUGUCUGGAGCAGGAUCCUGAAAGUAAGGUAGCAUGUGAGACCUGCACCAAGACCAACAUGGUUAUGGUGUUCGGUGAAAUCACUACCAAGGCCGAUGUAGAUUAUGAACAGAUUGUACGCAAGACCUGUAGAGAAAUCGGCUUUAUCUCUGAUGAUGUUGGUUUGGAUGCUGACAACUGCAAGGUGCUGGUGAACAUCGAACAGCAGAGCCCUGACAUUGCCCAGGGUGUGCAUGGACAUCUUACCAAGAGGCCCGAGGAGAUUGGAGCUGGGGAUCAGGGUCACAUGUUUGGCUAUGCUACUGACGAAACCCCUGAGCUCAUGCCUCUCACUCAUGUCCUGGCUACCAAGCUGGGUGCUAAGCUUACUGAGGUCAGAAAGAAUGGCACUUGCCCUUGGUUGAGGCCCGAUGGUAAGACCCAGGUCACCAUUGAGUACAGAAAUGAAGGAGGUGCCAGGAUUCCUGAACGUGUGCACACUGUUCUUAUCUCCACUCAGCAUGACGAGACCGUCACCAACGACCAGAUUGCUGCAGAUCUCAAGGAGCAUGUCAUUAAGCCUGUGAUCCCAGAGAAGUACCUUGAUGAGAACACCAUCUUCCACUUGAAUCCAUCAGGGAGGUUUGUGAUAGGAGGACCCCAUGGAGAUGCAGGCCUCACUGGCAGGAAGAUUAUCAUUGACACAUAUGGAGGGUGGGGAGCUCAUGGAGGAGGAGCAUUCUCUGGCAAAGAUCCAACCAAGGUGGAUCGGAGUGGAGCAUAUGUAGUCAGACAAGCUGCCAAGAGUGUUGUGGCAGCUGGGCUUGCAAGGCGAUGCAUCGUGCAGGUUUCUUAUGCCAUUGGGGUGCCAGAGCCUCUCUCUGUAUUUGUGGACACCUAUGGAACAGGGAGUAUCCCUGACAAAGAAAUCCUCACCAUCAUCAAGGAGACCUUUGAUUUCAGACCUGGCAUGAUUGCAAUCAACUUGGAUUUGAAGAGGGGUGGAAAUCACAGGUUCCAGAAGACUGCUGCCUAUGGCCACUUUGGAAGAGAUGACGCCGACUUCACUUGGGAAAUUGUUAAGCCCCUCAAGGUAGACAAGGCUGAAGCUUGAAGCGGUCUCCAUUGACAAUAAGUGCAGUGUUUUCUAUUUUGUGCUAUUUGUUCUUGUCGCAUUGUAAUUCUAGCUUUCGGCUAAUAAUUUUGCUAUUGUAGUUGCUAAUAUUGUAUUCAAUGCGUCUAUGCGUUUAAGUUCCCACUUAAAGUACUGUACUGUUUUAGAAUUCUUUCUCUUCCUUCAGCAGCAUAAUUAGUUGCUUCUGGUUGUGAUUACUGUUCUCUCGGUUAUAAUGACUCAGCUGAUUAGCUGAUUAUCUUUGAUUGUAACUUCCAAUUUGUUGUCAAUGCACAAGAACAAUUUAUUUCGCAA
Messenger RNA from Cryptomeria japonica (Japanese cedar), 1816 nucleotides. Its product is annotated as S-adenosylmethionine synthase 2. Gene Ontology annotation, cellular component: cytosol. Lineage: Eukaryota; Viridiplantae; Streptophyta; Pinopsida; Cupressales; Cupressaceae. Gene Ontology annotation, biological process: S-adenosylmethionine biosynthetic process. The coding region runs from base 320 to 1501 and encodes 393 amino acids. The record is from RefSeq and is a predicted model, not a curated record. Gene Ontology annotation, molecular function: methionine adenosyltransferase activity; ATP binding. The transcript is spliced from 2 exons.